AUGGAUAGUAAUCAAGAUGGUGUAUCACAGAACACCAAGACAUAUAAAGACGCGUUUGCUCUUUUUGACAAAAAGGGAACAGGUAAGAUUCCUGUAGAACAUUUAGGUGAUUUGUUAAGAGCUGUUGGUCAAAACCCUACAUUGGCUGAAAUCAGUGAUUUACAAGACUCCAUAAAAGGUAGUGAAUUUGAUUUUGAUACAUAUCAAGAAAUUAUCAAUCGUCCAGGUGGGUUCAAGCCUUUAGGAUUACCAGAUGAUUAUAUUAAAGGUUUCCAAGUUUUCGACAAGGAUCAUACUGGGUAUAUUGGUGUUGGUGAAUUGAGGUACAUUUUGACCUCAAUUGGUGAAAAGUUAACUGAUUCUGAGGUAGAUGAAUUGCUUAAAGGUGUUGAAGUUACUCCUGAAGGUAAUAUUGAUUACGUUGAGUUUGUCAAGUCUAUUUUGGACCAAUAG
Lizanozyma spartinae is the source of this 453-nucleotide messenger RNA. It is a transcript of the gene MLC1, whose product is annotated as Mlc1p. Gene Ontology annotation, molecular function: calcium ion binding. Gene Ontology annotation, biological process: mitotic actomyosin contractile ring assembly. NCBI's taxonomy places the organism in Eukaryota, Fungi, Ascomycota, Pichiomycetes, Serinales, Debaryomycetaceae. The coding region runs from base 1 to 453 and encodes 150 amino acids. The transcript is spliced from 2 exons. The record is from RefSeq and is a predicted model, not a curated record. Gene Ontology annotation, cellular component: myosin II complex.